Messenger RNA from Fusarium sp. VM40, 510 nucleotides. The record is from the annotation of a GenBank genome assembly. Lineage: Eukaryota; Fungi; Ascomycota; Sordariomycetes; Hypocreales; Nectriaceae.
AUGGAGAACCUAGCCAUCUCCGAUGCCCCUCCACAGGGCCGCGGUGCGCCGCAACCGCUGCCUCAGCUGCCGCCGCAGAUGUUCACCACUGCCGCACAGCUCUUGGACCUCACAGACAAGAAGCUCAUGAUCGCUUUGCGCGAUGGGAGAAAACUCAUUGGUGUUCUAAGAAGCUGGGAUCAAUUCGCCAACCUCGUCCUCCAAUCCACCGUCGAACGCAUCUUUGCGCCAUCCCCCGAGUCAGCAGGCAGCGAUCGACCAACAGGACUGUACGCGGAUAUAAAUCACGGCACAUUCCUCGUCCGCGGUGAAAACGUACUGCUCCUCGGCGAGAUCGACCUCGACAGGGACGAUGAGCCGCCGCCUGGCUUCGAGCUUGCCGAGCUAGACGUUGUCAAGAAGAUCGCAGAGGAGAAGAAGGCGACCGAAAAGACCCGAGACAAGGCACGUGUGAAGAAGCUUGCGCAGCAUGGCUUCGAGGGGGAGAACAUUGGCGAGAUUGUGCUGUAG